Corticium candelabrum is the source of this 421-nucleotide messenger RNA. RefSeq lists its product as uncharacterized. The record is from RefSeq and is a predicted model, not a curated record. The coding region runs from base 5 to 421 and encodes 138 amino acids. NCBI's taxonomy places the organism in Eukaryota, Metazoa, Porifera, Homoscleromorpha, Homosclerophorida, Plakinidae. The transcript is spliced from 4 exons.
CACCAUGAACGAGACGAGAAGAACUGUAAAGGAAGCUAUGGGAGAUGUCAGACAAGCUGUUCCAUCUUACACGUACAGACUCUUUCUCAAAUUGAUGACAUCCACCGUUGGCAGGCUGAUGAAUACAACCAACGCUGUAUCCUCUCUUAAUUGUUUGGAAAUGAACUUCUGCUCUCUGGACACUGAGACUUCGACCGUUCGUCACUUGGUGUACCUUUUGGGAUUUGAAGACGUCCAUACUUUAGACGCAUAUGUUGAUCCUCGUUACAAGUUUGUUAUGCUUGAUGUAAGGUCGAGUAGACAUACAUUAAGCGCAUUUAUGGAAUUGGCUGCAGAAGAGGUUGCUUGUUCCACGAUACCUGGAGUUACGGAGUUACAAGCAAUUGGUAUACACGUUAUUGCACAAACAGAAGGUUUGUAG